Messenger RNA from Ectocarpus siliculosus, 519 nucleotides. Lineage: Eukaryota; Phaeophyceae; Ectocarpales; Ectocarpaceae. The record is from the annotation of a GenBank genome assembly.
AUGGAGGCGGAGUUCUGCUCUCAGCACUCCAAAGCAGGAAUGAUCCGUGUGUUCGGUAAGAAAUGCGACCAUCCCGGGUGCAUCAAGCAACCGUCAUACGGUAAAGCCGACAGCAACAAGGCGGAGUUCUGUGCCCAACACGCGCAGCACGGCAUGGUCCACCUUCAUGCUAAGAAGUGCGGUCAUCCAGGGUGCACGAAGGGGCCGUCAUAUGGCAAAGCCGGCAGCAAGAAGGCGGAGUUCUGCUCCCAGCACAGCGAACGAGGUAUGAUAAACGUGAGAAGCAGGAGGUGCGGACAUUCCGGGUGCACGAAGCAUCCGACGUAUGGAAAAGACGGAACCAAGAAGCCGGAGUUCUGUGCCCAGCACGCCAAGUCAGGGAUGACGAACGUGAAAGCCAAGAGGUGCGGCCAUCCAGGGUGCUCGAAGCAGGCGGUGUAUGGAAAGGCCGGCAGCAAGAAGGGGGAGUUCUGCUCUCAGCACAGGGAGCGAGGAAUUAUCAAUGUGCGGCAUGCGUAA